GCGCUCUCCUUCCUGUUGUUGAGGGAGAGAAAGAAAGAAAGAAGAGAUUCAAUAGCAAUAAACGGCGAGGAGGGAAGUGAAGUGUUUUAUCUCGUCUAGAUAUUCCGCUCGCGAGAAUAAUAUCAUCGAGGAGAAUCUCCGCGAUAUUGUUAUAACUGAAAUCUAUUAUUCGUUAUUAAUCGUGAUCGCUUCUUAUUACGCGAUGAUUUCGUCAUUGUUGUCGUCGUCGUCGUUCGUCAACGGAAAGAAGAAGAGGUACAUUGCGACGAGAUUUCCCCAUCGGACAUCCGGCUCGUGUACGGAUCUUCGCACCGCGGAGCGCUCUUAGAAUGCCACGUGCCGGCACCUAGAGAGAGAUCGAUCGGAGACCCCGCUCGAUCGCGCCAGUGAAACAAGACCAGCUCCCUUUCUCUUUCUUUCUCGCGAUAAUUCCUUGUCGAAGCAGCUGGACGUGGUCCCAAACUUCGUGGAAGAACGAUGAUCAUAGAAGUAAUCGGAAUUAACUGGAGUUAACCGCAUCAAGGAUAUCUAUCGAAGAGGAUUGAUCCUUCAAAGAUAUAUAUCGUGUAUAUUUAUUGGAGAACAAAUAAUUAAACAAAAUCCAUCCCUCACGCGCUCCGAUAAUAAGUAGCCGGCGUGAAACCGGCCACGAGACCGUGUCCCUGGCUAUGGGCAAGCUCUUAAUAAUCCCUCGAAGUGAUACUACUCGCGACAACGUCAGGGUGAACAGCGAAGAGGAGGAGAGAACGACGGCAACGGCGGCGAUUGUCGUCGGGUCCAGCGCGACGAGUGGCGCGAUCGCCGAUAGCGCUGCCGCCGAUCGCGAUCGUCGAUUCUUUAUCGCGUCGAUACUCGGCAACGGUCUGCCGAAGGGAAGGGAAUGCGCGCGCGAACACCCGAUCUCGGGGAUCGUUGAGGCGACGAGGACAACGAUCGGCAAUGUUGCCCGAAGUGAUCUCGUCGAGCGGAACAACAUUCUUGGAGCGGACGCGGAACGUUGGAGCGCCAGAAUUGCCGCCGACGAUCGUCGCACUUGUUGCGUCUCGAGCGUCGACGUCGCUUCGUAUUUCGCGCGCAGACGAGCCCGCGAUCGAGCGAUCCGCCGCGAUGAUAUCGCCAGACAUUCGUCAUUCAUCGAGCGGCGAAAUCGUCGACGAGCUGUCAGCUCCUCGCUAACUCGCGUCAGAUCUGUCAUUGCACCGAUCGAUGUCGCGGAAAUCGAGAAAAUACCGCGUAGUACAGUGGAUGAUAAUGUUACAAUCGGAUGUGAAGACCGAAAUCGAUUCUCCGUUCCGCUCGCCGGUACCACGGACCAAGUUUCCAUGUGUGAUGAAUGUAUCUUAUCCGACAGUAUCGUAAAUAAUGCGUCCGGACACGUCGGCGGAUCGCCGAGAAGCAUUCGAGAAUGUAUCGGCAUCGAUACGGAAAACAUUUUGCCCGAUAAUAAUAUCUGCAAUCCCGCUAGACUGAUCGCUCUCGUUAAAUCCUCGUGUAUUUUCGCCGAAGAGAUAAUACAUCGAAGAAAUACGUCGUCUUCAUCGCGAUUCCCGGCGAAAAUCGAUCGCGGCGGGCAAACCUGGCGGAUCAAGACGUAUUGGAGAUUGCCAAGGAUCGGUUUCGUUCUGCGAGCUUUUCUACUGGGACUACUCGUGAUGAGUUUGCUCUGCGACGUAGUGCUGACCGCACCGCCGUCGUCGUCGUCGUCGUCGUCGUCGUCGUCGUCGUCGUCGUCGUUAUCGGAUUUGGAGGUGAUGGACAUCUUUGAGGAUGGCAUCGAAGAGGAGGAGCUGACGAAAAACAAACUCGGCGAAGACGAGUUAGAGAUUAUCAGAAAGAGCAUUGUGCAAGGCCUCGGACUUCAGAGGAUACCUGAUCCUUCGAAGGCUAACGUGAGCCAGGCCGAGUACGAAAGAGCGCACAGAGAGUACCUGAAACGAGUGCAGCUGUCACACGACGGACAGGAGCCUAGAAGACGGCGGGAUCUCCAUGUAUUUCAAACCGCAGAGCAUCCGGGGAACAAAUCAAGCGUUAACUGGAGAGGAGGAAAUCACCGUCACUUCCUGUACUUUCCCGUCGCGGUUUCCGACGAUACCGAAGAUGUCACGGUCGAUCACGCGUCUCUGAGAUUCCUUCUUCAAGGCGAUCAUAGACGCCCGAGCAAUCUGGAGGUGCUGGUUUAUCUUUGCACGCCGAUCUCCCGGCGUCUUCUGUUGCGGCACAGAAUUUCUCAGCCGACGGACUCCCGAUGGCUGGAAUUGGAUUUCACCGAAGCGGCCGCUAGCUGGCUCGAACGAAACCUGGAUAACCAUGGUCUCGAGCUGGAAUUCCUCCAUGACGGCCGACCGACGCGGCGCGAUAUCUCUUAUACAACCUUGAACGUAUUCACCACGUUUGAAUCGGGUGGCAGAAGAAAGAGAUCCACCCCCGAGGAGCUGAUGCAACUGCAUAAGGGACGGCGUAGCAAGUGCAAGGGCGACAAUAACAAGAAGUGCUGCCGGCACGAACUGACGGUGAUGUUCAAGGACUUGGAAGGCUUCGAAUUCAUUGUGUAUCCGAAAGGCUUCGACGCCGGAUACUGCAAGGGCCGUUGCCCGCCCCGCUACAAUCCAGCGCAUCAUCAUGCACUAUUACAAAGCCUGUUAUGGAAAGAGGACCGGAAGAGGGUACCCAAGCCGUGCUGCGCACCCAGCAAGCUCGAUCAGCUGAUGAUCGUCUACUUUGACGAGAACGAUUCGACGCAACUGAAGGUAUCCUACUGGAAGAGCAUCCAGGUACUGGAAUGUGCCUGCUCGUGAGGAAGAGGAACAUCAGAAAAAGAGCGAAACAGUCUACCAUCUCUACUAGAGUCUACACUCUACCAUCGCCGAGGACUCACCAAAGAAUUGUCCGAAUUACGGUUCGGUGGUGCCACACGUGGUUGCAUAAAAAAAUGCAUGUGUGUAUACACACACACACACACACACAUACACAUACACAUAUACUAAUAAUCAUUAAUAAAGGCGAAAAUAUAAAUACAUUAUAAUCAUCUAAAUAAUUUUAGGAUUUUUGCGUAUCUCCGCAAUAAUAUCCGUUUAGAUUUCCAUUUUUUUUUUGUUCGUACAAUGAUCCGAGGCAUUACCGAACACGUCAGAUCCUGUAAUUCGUUUAGGGUCUCGCAUUGACUGUGAUACUAACGAUACUAUUUACUCAUCAUUAUAUUCCUUAUUACGCAACGGUCGCGUAUUUUAUAUCAUUAGGAUAGCUUUGCUAUAUUUGAAUUUGGUUGAAAAAAAAGAGUAAAACAAAUCGCUGUAACGAACUCUCAUUGCAUCAUUGCACACUCUAAUAUUGUCGACAGUUAUAGCGAUGACGACGACGGUGACUACGACUAUAAUAGUCACAUCAAUCCGUUUUUCAACCGGGAGAAUGUUCUUCUCCUCGUAUGAAACACCAUUACUGUAUAUCUGUAACACGUCUCUUUUUCUAUAUAUUAAUUUAUUACAAACACGCAGAUUUUUGUGCGAAAUAAUUUGUGGGUUAUAAGUCAAUAUCUAUUAACAUAAAAAAAAAAAAAAAUGUGACGGAAUUAAAAUUCUUCAUUCUACCAAAUCUAUUUUAUAUUGUAUAUCAAGGUUUUAUUAGUUCCUAUAUAGUAUUACGAAUAGAAUCUCGAGCAUCUUUUAAACCUUUAAAUUCUUCCACUAAUGCAACCUAACGAUUACAAAUAUAUAUGUUACAUUGUAAAAUUUCAAUAUGUUUUGUACGAAAUCUCCGAAUUAAUCGAUGACCGCCGUACAUACAUAAAUUAUAUGCAUGUGUAAGCAUUUUGAGCUCUCUAUCUGUGAAAUAAUAUUUAUUUUAACUAGAAAAUAUAACAUAUCAUGUAUAUCGAGCGCGUAAUAAAAUCGAUAACAAACAUUGUUAUUUACGCGUCAAUAUUAAAUUGCAUAACAUUUUUAUAAUACGUUUUAUCCGUAUGCACUAUUGUAAAUUAUAAUCUAAUUAACCACUAGCGGCGCCAUAUUAUCGUCAUUAUUCCUGUCUCUCUUAAUCGAUUAUCAGCAAAAUAUCUGAUGAUGGAAAUCUAUUAUAGCGCGAAGUCUUAAAUAUAUAUAAUCUAUAUCAAUUUCCAAUAAAACAUAUUUUUUUUUCUCUUUUAUUUUACAGGCAUUUAAAUAAAUUAUAAUUUUAUAAAAUGAUACAAAAUUAUAAUUAAUUUAAUAUUCUUGGCGAAAACCAUCAAAGGAAGCCAUUACUCUCCACAAUUUCCAAAAUUUUUAUUUAAUAUCUUAGUAUAAUUAAGUCUUAACAAAAGUAUAUGUAUAUAUAUAUGUAUAUAUUUUAUUGUAUACUCUAUUAUUUUAUUUUAUAUAGCUUUUUUAUAUUUAAAAUUAGAAUCGUGCAACGUGAAACUAUAAAAUCGACACUUCGAGUCGAGCGUUACAAUUUUAUGAAUAAAAAUGUAGCAUGAAAUUUACUAUCAGCGCGAAGGGUUAUCUCACCAAGAUAGCAAUAAAAUUUCAUUAAGCGCGAUGUUGCUUACCCCGUUCGAGUUCGAAGGUUACCUUGUAUGCAUUAUGCAACUAUACGCAUUCAUGCUAUGCCAGAUAGUCAUAAAAAUAUUCUUAAAUUGGAGAUAUUUGUUUAGCUGCCGUAAUAACUACCGAAAAAAGGAAAAUAAGCGAUCUCUUCAUCUUUCUCUUUUAACAAGCAUGCCAGCCGAAGUAUCUCAUGAGUUUUAUUUACAGAUUAUAACCGUAUUAUUGAUCAUAAAUUACAAAUCGGCUAGCAGAAAUAUCCAAAUGAGGAUGCAGUAUUUCAGGAGAUGAUACCUUCAAUCACUGUCUGUACUAAAAAUUAUUAUAUUUACACACAAACAUUUACUUUUAUGUAAAUAAAAAUGUAUAAUAUAAAAGAACUAAUAUGUAAAAUAUAACUAAUUUUAUCAUCUGUCCAUUUUGAGGAUUUUCUUUUACCAAAGAAUAAGUUUUUCGGCGUUUUAUUGCCAAUGAAACCAUCAGCUUAAGCCCUUAAGACUCUUUUUGGCUAUUUUCUUUUUCAAUACCUUGUUCUAUAUUCUUCAGUUUCAUUUUCAUUUGUAAUAUAAAUAUAUUAUUAUAUUUUUAUUUAUUGCAUAAUAAAUUAAUUGGCUCUUUGCUGUUUCAGUAAGUAAAUUGUAACAUCGAUAUUAACGUCAUGUACUUUCAUAAACUUUCGAUAUUCUCUAAUAUUUUUAGAACUUUACAAGAAGUUUAAAUAAUUAUUACAUUUUGUUAACAAUUAUUGUUACACAAUGUACUGCGACUUGUGUAUGCUAAAUCAUGAUUAUUUGUUCAAUGUAUUGAUCCUAAAAUUAAUGGACAUUAAGUAGAAAGUCUUGCAUCUCUCAA
Molecule: messenger RNA, 5369 nt
Organism: Formica exsecta
Lineage: Eukaryota; Metazoa; Arthropoda; Insecta; Hymenoptera; Formicidae
Gene: mav
Product: bone morphogenetic protein 4
Exons: 3
Coding region: 669-2795 (708 amino acids)
Biological process (GO): SMAD protein signal transduction; BMP signaling pathway
Cellular component (GO): extracellular region
Molecular function (GO): growth factor activity; cytokine activity
Source: RefSeq, a predicted model, not a curated record